Messenger RNA from Quercus robur (English oak), 1848 nucleotides. Its product is annotated as cyanidin 3-O-galactoside 2''-O-xylosyltransferase FGGT1-like. NCBI's taxonomy places the organism in Eukaryota, Viridiplantae, Streptophyta, Magnoliopsida, Fagales, Fagaceae. The record is from RefSeq and is a predicted model, not a curated record. The coding region runs from base 225 to 1598 and encodes 457 amino acids. The transcript is spliced from 2 exons. Gene Ontology annotation, molecular function: UDP-glycosyltransferase activity.
ACUCUGAUUUUACAUUGCAAAAUCACAGGUCAUAUAAGGGAUCUCCCUCUUCAUCUGUGGCUAUGCACAUCAGUUCAGUUGUUAACUGAACAUAAAAGGUUUUCAAUCUAUGAUGACAGUAUAUCAAAUAUGAAUUCUUCCAAGCAAAUAUUCUCGAAAUCAAUGGAAACUUGAAGCUCAUUCUUCUACACUAUAUAUGCUGAAAUCGCUAGUUAUUUGCAAAUAUGAGUGACAAAACCUUUCACAUAGUCAUGUACCCAUGGUUUGCCAUGGGCCAUUUAACCUCAUUCCUUCACAUCUCCAACAAACUUGCUGAGAGAGGCCACAGAAUCUCUUUCUUCUUGCCAAAAAAACCUCAAGCUAAGCUAGAGCCUCUCAAUCUUCACAAAGACCUCAUUUCUUUCAUCCCAAUAAUUGUUCCACAUGUUGAUGGACUCCAACCUGGUGCUGAAACAACAGCAGAUGUUCCUUUCCCAUUGCAGUUUCUCCUCUGGAAUGCAAUAGACCUUACUGCACCCUCCAUUGAAGCUUCGCUUUGUAACCUCAAACCCCAUUUUGUGUUCUAUGAUUUUGCUCACUGGUUACCCGCGUUGGCAUGUCGGCUAGGCAUUAAGUCGGUACAAUAUUGCAGCAUUAGCCCGGCAUCUGUAGGGUUUUUGAUAAGCCCUGAAAGAAAACUCGAUGAAAAACCAUUAACAGCAGCUGAUUAUAUGGAACCUCCCCCAAGUUUCCCACCUUCAUCGAUCAAGUUACGCCCAUUUGAAGCUCGACAUCUAACCUUUGCAGGGGUGAAACAAAAUGGCCAAGACAUAUCAUUCCUGGAACGCCAACUGAUCUCUUUCAAUGAUUCUGAUGCGAUUAGUUUCAAAACUUGCAUGGAGAUGGAAGGGCCUUACUGUGACUAUGUUGAAAAACAAUUCAAAAAACCUGUUAUUCUUGCAGGGCCAGUGGUGCCUAAGCCACCAACAACAGCAUUAGAAGAGAAAUGGGCAAAGUGGUUGGAUAGCUUCAAGGCCAAAACUGUGAUAUUCUGUGCAUUUGGAAGUGAAUGCAUUUUAAAGAAAGAUCAGUUUCAAGAACUGGUUUUGGGUUUUGAGCUAACAGGCUUGCCUUUUUUGGCUGCACUAAAACCACCAAUGGAGGCCAAAACAAUUGAAUCUGCAUUUCCAGAAGGGUUUGAAGAGAGGGUAAAAGGAAGAGGGGUUGUUCAUGGGGAUUGGGUUCAGCAGCAGUUGAUACUGAGGCAUCCUUCUGUGGGGUGCUUUGUGACACAUUGUGGGUCUGGUUCUUUAUCUGAGGCCAUGGUGACUGAGUGCCAAUUGGUGCUGGUACCACACAUUGGGGAUCAAAUUAUCAAUGCAAGGCUGAUGGGUGGAGAUCUAAAAGUGGGAGUUGAAGUUGAGAAAGGUGAGGAAGAUGGGCUGUUUACUAGUGAAGGUGUAUGCAAUGCAGUGAAGGCUGUAAUGGAUUAUGAUAGUGAAGUGGGGAACGAGGUGAGAGCCAACCAUGCUAAAUGGAGAGAGUUCUUAUCCAGCAAAGGGCUUGAAAACUCCUACAUUGAUAACUUUGUUCAACAGCUGCACUCUCUGCUCAAAUGAUUUUAUGAUGAUCAUGUUUUGGAAGUUAGCUAUAUAUAUAUUUUCAUCAUGACUACUGUUCUCAUGAAUCACACCAAUAUUUGCUAACUAAUGGUCUUGAUUGAAGUUAUUUAGUUUGGUUUAAAGAAGCAUAUAUGUUAGGCAUGAAUGCAUGAUUUUUAUUUUGAGUGAUGAAGAUGGGAAGGUAAAGAUGAAAUAUAUUGUAUUAAAGCUUUUAAUAAUGAUUAUCUUUGAAGGAUUGAUUUUGAUU